AUGGCCAGCCGUGUCAAAGGAUGGCUUGAUCGCCGAAAGAGCAUGAGCUCUCUCAAAGCAUCCUCCCAAGCGGCCCCGAACAAUGAUAACCCUUAUGGGGCGGACUACAACAAAUCGGCUCCGAGAAACGCAGGCAUGAAUUCGCAGAGGUAUUCUUCCAUGUCUGUCUCAUCUCGAUACUCAGGGGCUCUUCCCGGGCGCAAUAACCUCGGUCCCAUCGAGGAAGACAACAACGGCGGGUUCCUGCCAUAUCGCCCUCCCCCUCAAAAUCCCGCUCCUCCAGCAGCAUCGCAAUACGACCUGGGAUACGGCCGCCCGGCACCGACACCGGUGCAAUACUCUGCUCCUCCGGUCCCCGUUCAGUACCAGCCUGCCCCAUCUUCGUAUGCUCCCCCAACGCAAAGCUUCAAUCAGCAUCUCGGGCCAAACCAAUACCAGAACCACCCGAUCCCCCCCGGAACCCCCCCGACACCAAACAGUCAACACAACAGCCUGACCAACAUCUACACCAGCGGCAGCAGCAACCCCAGCUCCUACGGCGGAGGCGUGAGCACCCCCGACACCAGAUACAGCAGCGACAGCCUCGGCGCCUCCAACCGCGGCUACAACAACUUCCCCCCACAGCCUCCGCAACAACAACAAGACUCCAAACCACCACCGCCCCGCCCAUUUACCCUCAGGAAACCCCAAUCCCAGCCCCAACCCGUCAACAACCCGCUCCCCAAACCGAGCGACUUCUCCAAGCAGGCCAAAGCUUCUCCCGUCGAGGUCCAGCGGUGCAUCAAGCUCCUCCGCGCCUUGUUCAAGCUCCGGAUGAAGAUCUGGUCCGCGCAGGAGUCCCACUGGUCGACGCACCCAAAGACGAUUGAGAACAUGGCACAGGCGGACGAUUUGCUGAGGGAUAUCCAGAACAUGGUCGGGGACUGGCAGAACAGCAUCGCAAAGGGGCAGAUGUACUGGGACGAGGAGGAGAGGGCGGAGCUGAGCGUGAUUAUGCAGAGCCUGAGUAUGUUGAGGCCGUACGGGAUGGGGGGCGGGCAUGGGUUUAGGCAGCAAUAG
Messenger RNA from Podospora anserina S mat+, 1059 nucleotides. RefSeq lists its product as uncharacterized. The record is from RefSeq and is a predicted model, not a curated record. Lineage: Eukaryota; Fungi; Ascomycota; Sordariomycetes; Sordariales; Podosporaceae. The transcript has a single exon. Bases 1 to 1059 code for a protein of 352 amino acids.